This is a messenger RNA of Kazachstania africana CBS 2517, 609 nucleotides long. RefSeq names its product Htc1p (gene HTC1). Gene Ontology annotation, cellular component: cytoplasm. The record is from RefSeq and is a predicted model, not a curated record. Lineage: Eukaryota; Fungi; Ascomycota; Saccharomycetes; Saccharomycetales; Saccharomycetaceae. Gene Ontology annotation, biological process: N-acetylglucosamine metabolic process. Bases 1 to 609 code for a protein of 202 amino acids. The transcript has a single exon.
AUGACUGAAGACAAUAUCCUUUCCUGGACAGAGAUCAAACACUACAUCCACACUGGAGAAUUACCUACUUUGAGGAGAUCGCAAUCAGAAACAGCAAAGUACCAUAAACAUAAGGAUUAUGUAAGAGAUGUAUUGAAGCUGUCGAUGCAUGAUUACGUGCUGAAGAAACUAGAUUGGAAACAGAAUGAGCUGGAUGAGUUAAAUAACGUUAAAUACCCCACGAAUGACGAUAAGAUCCAACAUUCAUUUUCCAAGGAAGACUAUUACAAAGUCACGGUGAAUGAUUUCCCCUACAAGUUUGAACCUCGCGUGGUGCAUCUAUUAGUAUGGUCCAAGAUCAAGCUGCCCAUCUACAUGCAAGGUGAUGAGAAAGAUGAGACCAUGACUGAAAAGAUAGAUGAAUUCUUUGCUAAGACACUCAAUGUGAAGUUCGACAUGGAAAAGGAAAGAGACUACGCGUGGUUCAUCAACUAUGUCUCUUUGCAGAGUAUUAAAGCGAUUUCGCACGUGCAUCUACUGAUCAGACUGCCAGACAACCAUCCUAAGUUUCAUUAUACUACAGAAUUGGCUGACUAUUUUGUCAACAACGCUGUUUUCGAUACUAUGUAG